Vombatus ursinus (common wombat) is the source of this 1140-nucleotide messenger RNA. RefSeq names its product mitochondrial calcium uniporter dominant negative beta subunit (gene MCUB). Gene Ontology annotation, molecular function: calcium channel inhibitor activity. The transcript has 8 exons. Gene Ontology annotation, cellular component: mitochondrial inner membrane; uniplex complex. Lineage: Eukaryota; Metazoa; Chordata; Mammalia; Diprotodontia; Vombatidae. The record is from RefSeq and is a predicted model, not a curated record. Gene Ontology annotation, biological process: mitochondrial calcium ion homeostasis; calcium import into the mitochondrion. The coding region runs from base 27 to 1007 and encodes 326 amino acids.
GGUCUCCCCACGCCCGCCCCGGCGCGAUGCUGCCGGCUGGCCGCUGGCUGCUGCCGCGCCUGCCCCGGGCGUCCCCGGCGUCCACCGCUGCCCAGAUACUGUGUGUAAGGCUAACUGGAAAUAGGACAUACCAUCAAUCACGCCUUUACAGUGUACGGGUGCCAUCUGAUGAGGUAGUCAUUAAUUACAGAUACGGCCUUCCGAUGAUAACCCUGACUUUGCCAUCAAGACAGGAGCGCUGUCGCUUUACAGUCAAACCCAUGUUAACCACCGUUGGUUCCUUCCUCCAGGACGUCCAGAAUGAGGACCGAGGUAUUAAAACUGCAGCGGUCUUCUCCACAGAUGGGAACAGUAUUCCAACUUCAACCCCAAUGGAGAUUUUGCUUAUGAAUGAUUUUAAACUGAUGAUAAAUGACAUGACAUAUGAUGUUCAGUGUCCUAGGAAAGAAAAACUGAGUAGUGAGCACACGACUGACAUGGAUGACAUCAGGGCCUUGGUACAGAGAAUGUUUACUGCCCUGCACGUGGAGGAGCAUCAGGUCAAGACAGAACACAGCUUGCUAGAGAGGAUUGAAGAACUGAAGGAGCAGCUGCAGCCCAUGGAGGAGCUGAAAGCUAAAAUUGAAGCUGGCUCAGAGGCCAAAACCAACAGACUCUUGUGGACGGGGCUGGCCUUGAUGUCCACUCAGGGUGGAAUCCUGGCGUGGCUCACGUGGUGGGUAUACUCCUGGGACAUCAUGGAACCCGUGACCUACUUCAUCACUUUUGGCAGCUCCAUGACCUUCUUUGCUUAUUUCCUGCUCACUCGACAGGAUUAUUCUUACUCCCUCAUUAAGAACCGACAGUUCCUCUAUUUCUUCCACAAAAGACUGAAGAAGAAAGAUUUUGAUGUGCAACAAUACAAUAAGUUAAAAGAGGAUCUUGAAGAGGCUGAAGAGUCUCUGCAGCGUCUGCGCCAGCCUCUCUAUUUGCGGUUACCAAUCCAGGAAAUCAAAGGGAAGAAUUGACAUCUGCUUUUAUUCUUUUAUGAAUGUUUAUUACUUUGUCUUGGGAACUGGAUAGUCAAUGACUCUGUUAUUAUAGAUUUGAAUGUUUCAAUAAGGAACAAAUAAACUUUUUUAGUUAAUGAAGUUUUUUUUA